AUUUUUCCAGCAUAUCCCCCACUGACUGUGAAGGUCACCUAGAGGCAGUCAGAGCCUAUGAGGGUGGAAGCAGGCGGGCCAGUUAGAGCGCUGCACAGAACAUGUGGGUCAAGCUGUGCAGGAUACAGUAACGGAUUUAUAAUCUCUCCUUGGACUGAUUGAUGGUUACCAUGAAAUUCGGCCAUCGUCGCCAUCAUGCUUUUCUAAAGCUAAACAAACAGUGAAUCCUCCUUUCUGGAGCAGGAGAAGUCUUGCAAAGAAAAAGGUCACCAAUGUGAUCCCCGUGCAAUGCAGUCCUUUGUUGUAUUGUGAAGACUCCUCUUAGCAUUACUGCUCAACACCAUGUUCUGGGAAAUCCCAUAUUUGAUUCUGCGGAGACUUCGAUCCCGGGUGGAAGACAGUGAUGAAGAUGUACAAUAUGACCACCACCACCGCCAUAGGGAGAAUAACAGGAGAGAGGCUUUAAGAAGAAGGAGGAGGCGAAUAUUCCCUGUGAGAGUAAAUCUAUCUGAAAUUAAUGAACAUGAAAUUAAAACUCGAUACCAUCUUAGUUCCGAUGCCAUCAUGUCCCUAUACGAACUAAUAAAGGACGAUUUAAUCUCCACGACCAAAAGAAGUAACGCCGUUCCAGGCAUUGUCAAACUACUUUGUGCCCUGCAUUAUUUUGCUAGUGGCUCGUUACAGAGCACUGUGGCGGAGGUUGGAGGCAUAACACAAAGCACUUUCAGUCGUGCGCUUUCCGAAGUCAUAUCUGCCAUUCUCAAACUCACUGAUACAUUUAUUAACUAUCCGGAUGAUGACGCGUCUUUGCAGGCUAUUAAAGAAGGCUUUUUUAGAAUUGCCGGAUUUCCAAAUGUAGUUGGUGUAGUCGGUUGCACGCACGUGGCCUUAUCACCUCCGGCUGAAAUUGAACAAAUUUACCGCAACAAGAUGCAUUACCACUCCAUCAAUGUGCAAGUGGUAUGCGCAUCCGAUAUGAAAAUUUUAGACGUCGUGGCCCGUUUUCCUGGAUCGACCCGCAAUUCAUAUAUUUUGAGGCAAUCCGGGAUACGUGAAAGAUUUGAAAAUGGUGAAUUUAAUGGAGGCUGGUUAUUAGGCGAACCGAGCUACGGUGUAAAAUCUUGGCUGUUGACUCCUGUUCGCAGCCCAACCAUAAAGCCGGAAGUAAAAUACAAUAUAGCACACCGCUCAACUCUCUGCGUGGUGGAACGUACAUUUGGCGUUUUAAAAAGCCGUUUCCGCUGUUUGGAUCACUCUGGCGGAGCCUUUCUAUACAGCCCAGAAAAAGUCUGCAAAAUUAUAGUUGUUUGCUGCAUACUGCACAAUAUUGCAAUCAUGAAAAAUAACCACAUGGAAAUCGCUCCCGAUCUGAGACCUGUGGGUGAAAAUCACGAUGAACAAGUAGAUAGUAACACAACAGAAGGGAAAAUGCAGAGGGAACAACUUAUAACAGAUGUCUUUUCAGGUGUUUAACCACAGUACUCUUAGCAAUACCAGUCCAUGAAUCUCUGCCGGGAUGUCCAGUGCUAUUCGUGUAGAUUGCAUGAUCUUAGCCUGUAGUUUUAGAGUAAGAGUGAACAGUGUGUAGCCUUUCCAGCUUUCGAUGGAUUGUUACUCUCCUCACUUACAUUCAGCAGAAGGACGUGGAGAAUUCUAUCCAAUUUCUGGAGAGCACCAAAUUGAUCACCUCGGUUUUUAGACGUAAAUGUUUUAUUCUCCCAACCGUUCCACAACACCCUUUAUUUUUUUUAUUUUUUUUGUUCUGAGGUAUUAGUCAUUUUCUGAAAUGUUUUUAAUUGUAUUAAAUGAUAAUUUUACAUAAUAAAUAUUGUCCUUUUUCUUUAAUGGCUUUUUAGUUUACAGUUCAUGCAUUUUUUGAAUAUCUGUUAUUGUUGUUCCAUCAAAUGUCUUCCAAAUGUUUCAAAUAAAGCCUUAUAGAGACGUUGUGGGAGAAGUGUUUCAAUUCAAGCUAAUCACUUUAUACUCUUGUGGAUACUCCUAUUAUUGUAUGACAAAGUGGUGCUUAACCCUUUCAGGACCAGGAUUUGGCAAACCUAUUGUGACAAUCCUUUUAUAUCACUGGUCAUGAAUUACAGAUUACAGAUGAACACAGGUUAAUAUCAGUGUUCCAUAGAAUGGUUAUCUCGUGUUGCUGUCUUCGCUUGAACUCUGGUCAAUUGGUCUCUAAAACAGUACACUCUUGUCCAAUUUAACCGCUGUUUGCCAGGAAUGAAAAGGGGUGCAUAAGUACUUAAACAUUCAGCUUGUGGCGGUUAUGAUUGUAAUAUUAAAUCUGUGUUCUGUUUUAAAGUUGUUGUAUGAGUGCAUGGGACUGCAUUAUCUGUACAGUUUGAGUAUGUCUUCCUGUGUGGACAUGGGAUAGUUAAUAGGAUGUGUUGUGUAUGUGAGAUCCACUAACCACAAAG
Pelobates fuscus (common spadefoot toad) is the source of this 2426-nucleotide messenger RNA. It is a transcript of the gene MTERF4, whose product is annotated as mitochondrial transcription termination factor 4. Gene Ontology annotation, molecular function: double-stranded DNA binding. The coding region runs from base 343 to 1473 and encodes 376 amino acids. The record is from RefSeq and is a predicted model, not a curated record. NCBI's taxonomy places the organism in Eukaryota, Metazoa, Chordata, Amphibia, Anura, Pelobatidae. Gene Ontology annotation, cellular component: mitochondrion. Gene Ontology annotation, biological process: regulation of DNA-templated transcription; mitochondrial transcription; mitochondrial ribosome assembly. The transcript has 6 exons.